Molecule: messenger RNA, 2093 nt
Organism: Hylaeus anthracinus
Lineage: Eukaryota; Metazoa; Arthropoda; Insecta; Hymenoptera; Colletidae
Gene: Ufsp2
Product: ufm1-specific protease 2
Exons: 10
Coding region: 336-2093 (585 amino acids)
Source: RefSeq, a predicted model, not a curated record
AUUCCGUGUUACAACCUCACUGAACCUCACUACAGUAUGCAUCGUUUUUUUACUUUGUGAAUAGAAAUGUCAUUCUACCUGUUUUAAAUAUCCUAGGCAUAGAAUGAUUCGCUACGUCAUUUUUUAAAUGUGUCAUAUAUAACCAAUUGCCAUCGGUAUAUGCAGAAUACUUGUCCAUGCACACAUGCAUACGUAAAUAUUUCGCAUGUUUCAUACAGUUUUUGCCUAGACAAUUUUCUUAUAAUGUGCUUUUUGAAUUAAACUUUACCAUAUGGCUAUAUAGUUAAUCCCGUACUAACUUAUAAACAAAGUUUAUUUAUAAUUAAAUCAUUGAAAUGGCCCCGAAAUUGCGAAUUUUAUCUAAUGUUAUAGAGCGACUAAAAAGUGUAAGGAAUGGGAUAACAGGUCACCUGUAUGGUGUUAUGUACAAUAAUACAUUAACAGUAUUGACAUUUAGUGUAAAUGUAUCGGAUGACAUUGAAGCCAAUUUAAAUCACACGACAUUACAGUUACACAUGCCAGCAGAAGUGUAUCUCUGUGGUAUUCUACAUGUUGGUGAAUGUGAAGAGAAGCUUCCAGAUACAUUUCAAGAUAUUGAUAUAACAGAUAAUCCCUUACUUUUGAAGUAUUCACAUGAAAAUUUUAAAGUAGAAACAUAUUUUUAUAUUCAUCAAAAACUUGAAGCUAUUAAUGAUGUAAAAAUCAUUAAUGAAAAUGAAAUUCGUCAAGAAUUUAUGUACAUUAGAAUAAGAGGAAGCUUGCCUAUAAUUGCUCAAAAUGAUAACAUAAUGGAGGUAUUAGAAGAAACAAGAAAAAAUCAAGUUGCAUCAGGAAAGAUAGGAUUUCAGUUUCCAUCAAAAAAUGCAUUUCUUUUUAACAACGAGAAUAACUUGAAUGAUACAUCUUUAAAGGAACUCUUAGAUAUUUCUGUAUAUCAUGAAGGCACUACAAAUAUAAAAAAAGGCAUUAUUCGACCUGCAGGGGUUGUGGAUGCUGUAAAUGCUAAUAUACUUUUAAAAAUAUCUAGAGAUAAACUUUCAGAGGAAAAUAUUAAUUAUGCCCCAGUCCUUCAAUAUGUAAAACGACCAUUUGAUAGUUUGGAGUGUAAUUUGUCUAUUGACACAUUAUCUUUGGUCAAUUUUAACACAAGUUCAGCAGACCUUUAUGGAAUAUUAGUGGAAUCCAUGUGUCGAAAUAUUAAAUUAAUAGAAAAAUGUUUUGAGGAGCAGCUUAAAAAAUCUGAAUCAUCUAUAAAACUGCCACUACCUGUACAUUUCAGACCCCAUGCUUUUGGACAUUUACUCACAGUAGUCUAUCCAAAUGGUCAUAAUGACAACGAAACAAUUGAAUACCGUGAAAGUUUACAUAGAAUUCUUGAAUUAGAUAUGAGUAAACCCUACUUCCGCUACGGGAACGCCGUGAAAUUUUAUAACGAGUCGCAAGCAGAUAAUAUACUCAUAAAUCCUCACGAAGCUAUUUUACAAAAUGAUGAUGUAGCGAAUAGUACUCGCAAAAUUAGCAUUGUACAAGGUUUAUAUGCAUAUCAUCAUUACAUGCAGGAUAAUUUUGAUGAUAAUGGCUGGGGCUGCGCAUACAGAUCUCUACAGACGAUUAUUUCGUGGUACAGAUUACAAGGCUACACUGAAAUACCAGUACCUUCACAUUGUAAAAUACAAAAAUGUUUAGUUAAUAUAGGAGAUAAGCCUUCAAGUUUUAUUAAUAGUAAACAAUGGAUUGGCUCAACAGAAGUAGGUUUUGUACUAGAAAGUCUAUUAGGUAUCAGUGUUAAAGUGCUCUGUGCAUCUACAGGUGAAGAAGUAUCAACUUUAGCUACAAAUCUGUUGCAUCAUUUUCAAACACAGGGUACACCAGUAAUGAUUGGUGGUGGUGUAUUAGCUCACACAAUUUUAGGGAUCAACUAUGAUGAACUUACCGGUGAUGUAAAAUUCUUAAUUUUAGAUCCGCAUUAUACAGGUCCUGAACAUUUACCAACUAUAAUAAACAAAGGUUGGUGUGGAUGGAAAACAAAAGAUUUUUGGAAAAAAGAUGCAUUUUAUAAUAUGUGUUUGCCUCAAAGGCCAGUGUGCAUCUGA